Diospyros lotus (date-plum) is the source of this 881-nucleotide messenger RNA. RefSeq names its product protein yippee-like. The coding region runs from base 260 to 676 and encodes 138 amino acids. Gene Ontology annotation, cellular component: ubiquitin ligase complex. The transcript has 6 exons. NCBI's taxonomy places the organism in Eukaryota, Viridiplantae, Streptophyta, Magnoliopsida, Ericales, Ebenaceae. The record is from RefSeq and is a predicted model, not a curated record.
UCUUUCUCUUCUCUUCUCUUCUCUUCUAGUCAGGAGCUAUUCCCUUUCUAUUCUAAUUCUAACUUCUUGGCUCGAUUCAGUUUUCUUAAUCUCUUUUUGCAGCGUAUAUUCCUAUAUACGUAUGUAUCUACGGGAUCUCAUCUGCAUUGUGCUCUGCGCGUUAUUGAUCUUUCUUUCUUGCUUGAUUUGAAUUGCGUGCCAAAUUUCUCUGCUGGGUUUUGGGUUUGGAGGGGCGGGCGUGACGACAGGGGAAACUGCAAUGGGGUUGCUUUUCUUGAUCAAGCUCGAGGGAAAAGUCUAUAGCUGCAAACACUGCCAAACCCAUUUUGCUCUCUCCGAGGACAUCGCGUCUAAGAAUUUCCACUGCAGGCAUGGGAAGGCUUAUCUCUUCCAUAGGGUCGUGAAUGUCACUGUCGGAGAGAAGGAAGAGAGGAUGAUGAUUACUGGGAUGCAUACUGUUGUUGACAUAUUCUGUGUUGGAUGUGGUUCGAUUGUAGGGUGGAAAUAUGAGUCUGCUCGGGAGAUGAACCAGAAGUACAAGGAGGGGAAAUUUAUUCUCGAAAGAUUUGGAACAAUUUUCCGGUUGGCCAGGUUUAAGGUCUUGGGUCCGGAUGGAAGCCACUACAUGGGUAUUCAGGAAGCUUUGGUUAGCGGAAGUGACGUUGAGGAUGCUUGAUCAGCCUGCAGCAGCUUCAUUCUGGUGUACCAUUGACUGAUCAUCGAUCAUCCCCUUUUAACUGUACAUCCUCUGGACCUUCUCAUUGCUGUCUGAGACCAGUUAGUACUAAGUACCCAGAAACUGCAUUAGAAACAUUGCUCAUGUUUCAGAUUAUGCAUUUCAUGCUAUUGAUUGCUAUCCUAGUUAUUGAUUUCAUUUCCUA